Molecule: messenger RNA, 1671 nt
Organism: Elgaria multicarinata webbii
Lineage: Eukaryota; Metazoa; Chordata; Lepidosauria; Squamata; Anguidae
Gene: SESN3
Product: sestrin 3
Exons: 10
Coding region: 124-1614 (496 amino acids)
Biological process (GO): cellular response to leucine starvation; positive regulation of macroautophagy; cellular response to L-leucine
Cellular component (GO): nucleus
Molecular function (GO): oxidoreductase activity, acting on peroxide as acceptor; L-leucine binding
Source: RefSeq, a predicted model, not a curated record
GCGGCGACGGAGGGGGCGGCGGCCGGAGGCGCUGCUGUUGCUGCCUCUGCUGAGGGAAGAGGCAGCCUCCGCCGCUGCUGCCGCCGCCGAACCAGCCUCCUUCGACCCCCCUCCGGCGGCACCAUGAACAGGGGCAGCGGCAGCGCCGCGUCCUGCCCCGCGUCGGUCCCCGGCGACGGCCACAGCAGCGGCCACAGCGAAUGUCGCCGGGUCUGUAGCAACUGUCGGAAAGUGCUGAGGCAGGAAAAGAAGAUCAGAGUGUCUCUGCCUUUAACAAGAGGACCAAGUGCCUUUAUACCAGAAAAGGAUGUUAUGCAAGCCAAUAGUUUGAAUGAACGAAUGCACCUUCUUGUGGAAGAAUAUUCUACAUCUGGCCGCCUAGACAACAUCACCCAGGUCAUGAGCUUGCACACUCAGUACCUGGAGUCCUUCUUGCGCAGUCAGUUUUAUAUGUUGCGUAUGGACGGGCCUCUUCCUUUGCCCCACCGGCACUACAUCGCAAUCAUGGCUGCUGCCAGGCACCAGUGUUCCUACCUAAUAAACAUGCAUGUGGAUGAGUUCCUGAAGACUGGAGGGAUCCCAGAAUGGCUGAAUGGCUUGGAAUACGUUCCGCAAAGGCUGAAAAAUCUGAAUGAAAUCAACAAGCUUCUUGCACACCGACCCUGGCUGGUUUCGAAAGAGCACAUUCAGAAACUUGUCAAGACGGGGGAAAAUAAUUGGUCUCUUCCUGAACUGGUGCAUGCUGUGGUCCUCUUGGCACACUAUCACGCCUUGGCAAGUUUUGUCUUUGGUAGCGGCAUCAAUCCAGAGAGAGAUCUCGAUACCUCGAAUGGCUACAGGCUCAUAUCAGUUAACAACUUCUGUGUCUGUGAUCUUGCCAAUGACAACAACAUUGAAAACGCAUCCCUCACAAGUAACAACUUUGGGAUCACAGAUUCUUUAAGUGAGCUGGAAGCCCUGAUGAAUAGAAUGAAGAGGCUGCAGGAGAAGGAGGAAGAGGAGGAGGAGGCCUCUCAGGAGGAAAUGGAUACCCGCUUUGAAAAAGAAAAGACCGAGAGCCUCCUAGUGGUUACUGGAGUGUUUGAUGACGAACUGGCUUCCAUGGCAGAUGUUUCCCGCUAUGUCGAAGAUCCUGGUUUUGGGUACAAAGAUUUUGCUAGAAGGGGGGAUCUGCCAACGUUCCGAGCCCAGGACUAUACCUGGGAAAAUCAUGGCUUUUCCCUCGUGAACAGGCUUUAUUCUGACAUCGGGCAUCUCCUGGAUGAGAAGUUCCGGAUGGUCUACAACCUUACAUACAACACUAUGGCCACCCAUGAAGAUGUUGACACAACCAUGUUAAGAAGAGCUUUAUUUAAUUAUGUUCACUGUAUGUUUGGAAUCAGGUAUGAUGACUACGAUUAUGGAGAAGUUAAUCAGUUACUUGAACGGAACCUGAAGGUUUACAUUAAGACAGUGACCUGCUACCCAGAGAGAACUACCAAGCGCAUGUACGAUGGUUACUGGCGCCAGUUCAAGCACUCGGAGAAGGUCCACGUGAAUCUCCUUCUUAUGGAGGCUCGCAUGCAAGCUGAGCUGCUCUACGCCCUUCGUGCCAUCACGCGUCACUUGACCUGAAGCGCCGUUGCGAGUGUGUGAAUAAAGCUUCCAAGCGAGUUGCGCAGUAAAGGAAAA